This is a messenger RNA of Aquila chrysaetos chrysaetos, 5099 nucleotides long. RefSeq names its product NOP2 nucleolar protein (gene NOP2). Gene Ontology annotation, molecular function: rRNA (cytosine-C5-)-methyltransferase activity; RNA binding. The coding region runs from base 2779 to 4896 and encodes 705 amino acids. The transcript has 18 exons. Gene Ontology annotation, biological process: maturation of LSU-rRNA; rRNA base methylation. NCBI's taxonomy places the organism in Eukaryota, Metazoa, Chordata, Aves, Accipitriformes, Accipitridae. Gene Ontology annotation, cellular component: nucleolus. The record is from RefSeq and is a predicted model, not a curated record.
AAUCCAAAACACACUGUACCAGCUACUAAGAAGAAAAUUAACUCUAUCCCAGCUGAAACCUGGACACAAGUCCUCCAAGCUUCUGAAAUCAGGGUUGAUCUUUAAUGCAGCAAUAAAGAUCCCUUUUCUGAGACUUAACUACAUUGCCUACUAUCUUGGCUGUGGAUGCUGUAGCACUGAACUAAUGUAAUAAGAAGACAAAAAGAGCCCUCCCUCCCCAAGAAAAGGGUCCACUCUUCAGGGGAGUAUUAGGUUUCUGUGGCUGUUACAUUGACUGUCGUUGCUGACUGAUGUCUGUUUCUUUGGACAGUACCUGAAGUAGAUGUGCCUGGGUGGACUAGUGUGCAGUGCACUGGCCCAGGGCUUGGGGGUAUAUGACGUGGGCACAGAAUUUCUGGGUGCCUGCGGCUAAAUCAGCCUACCACGCACCCGAGUACCCCAUUUGUAAAAAUGUAGGUAGUAUUAUCCCUUACAGAGCUGUUGUGAGGAUAAUGUUACAGGUUAGGAUGCAUAUAAUGCAGUAGGGCUGAGCCAUAUAGGAAUAGAGAGAAAGGUAUAUAUUAUGCUCAUGCACCAAUUUCAAUAAACUGUGUAGGAAGAUAAAUAAUUAGCUGAGAACAAAGGACUGAGUAGAAGCAGCAGUUUAAAAGGGUUAUACCCUCUAAAAGGAGGGAUGGAGGGUUAUAAAAGACAUCCUUCCCCCUAAUAAGGAAGCGCCUGAAGACUGCUGUAUGUCAGUUGUCCUGCAGUAUACUUCAAAUGCUACAGAAUUAUGAGAAUCAUGGAGUACCAAAAAGUCCUAUGCACUUCCCCUGUAAGAUCCCAGCCAAUUUCCUAUCUCAGGGAGCAAGGAACUUACCCUCUGAUCGUGGCAGUCCCUGGCACAAGCAGGAUUUUUUUUUUAAUUACCUUCAGCAAUGUGAUGUUUAAAGUGUUUGCUGAAAUCUGUACCGUUCAAUAAAGCAACCAUGGUUAAGUUUCAAAAUGUAUUUUCACUUUUUUUUUAAUAAAUUUAAACAUGCAUCUGAACAUGGUAGGUGAACAUUUUUCUCAGGAAAGGCAGCGUGUGUUUGUAUGGUGCUUGGUGCAAUGGAUCUCCUUCUAGGAAUUUGGACAUUGUUACAGUAGCUGAAGUUUAGAUAUCAGUUGCCUACACUUGGCACCCCACAUGUGUUUCUAAAAAGAAAUAAAUAAAAUUAUAAUAAUUGGAGGGGAAGAAAGGUGGUGAUGGAUUCUGACUUUCGGAGAGUGAGAGUGCAUGGUUCUUAAGGGACAAGACGGCAUGAUUGUGGGAAGGAAUUAAAAGGGAAGAGGAGAAUAGAAGAGAUGAAAGAAGAAGGGAUAAGAAUUGAGGAAAGGAAAGACGAAGGUAGGUAGACUUUUAACUUGUGAUAAGAAAUGAAAACAAGGUAAGAAGAGGAAGCGGUGGGAAAACCUUAAUGAGAGACCUGUGCCGAUGAUUUCCAGGGUGAUGGUACUGUGACAGGAACAAAUGGGGCACGGUGGGGCUGCACAUGGCUCUGAGUGGAUCUGUGCAGAUGGACACAGUUGUGUUAAUGCCAGCCCAUGCUUUGGGCCAAGCUGCUGGCCUUGCUAGCACUUUCUUCACUGUACAUCUUCACCAUCCUCCUCUUCCUCUCUUUCUGCUAUGCCAUUUGUGUCAAAAGAGGCCCUUGCUUUUUCCUUGUUUUUCAGUCAGACUACUGCCUGUCUGGGACAGAGUGACUGCCAUUCACUGCCCUCUUCUCUAGUGUUCGAGGAUGCUUCUAGGGUGUUUUUUCUUUACUAUGGUCCAUUUCAGAAUCUGAGAAUUAUUUGGGUAUUUUACAACAGAUAGCAUUUCAUUGUGAAAAGUUUAGGUGCAUCUUACAGUAAGAAGAAAGAGCAAGUGAAGUAUAAAGGAAAAAAGAGAAAUUCAGGAGGAAACGAAGUUACAUAAAUAACAUGAACAUUUUUAGAAAGACUGAGGGAAAGUGUGUUGUGUUGGUAGGAAUGAGGAAAUGGAAACUUAAAUCUUAGAUAUUUUUUUUUUUUUUUUUAAACGGGACUCUCAGGGUGGUGAUGUCUGAUAGCCAGCAUAGCACAGGCCAAGCAAUUUCAGCAGGUGUUCUGACUACUGCAAUAAAUUCUGUGAUCCAAAGCAUCACUUUUGUUUAAGGGUACGCCAGAGUUUUUGAGUUAAGCUGCAGAUAGUAGAAAACUUCCCCAUAGUUAGAUUAAACUACAUACCAUACAAAUAGUUGGUUGCUCAGUUAAAAUUUGCUUAGCUGCAGCUUUAUCUGUUAUGUAUUCUUGCCAAACUCUCUCUGGGUCAUAAUUUGUAAUGGUGUACUCAGCUUCUUUCCACUUUCAGUUGAAUAGAUAAAGCAUCUUUAUAACAGUUCUGAUUAUAAAGUCAUUGUACUGUCACUUGUUUCAUUUUCUUCCGAUUUAUUAACAAAGCAAUUGGAGAAUGUUGGUCCGAUAAUAGAUUUGCAGAGUGAAACAUUUUGCUGGGGUUUUAAGAAAUUAUUUUGCUGGUUUUAGCAGGGAAGGAAUUCAAACGACAGGGGCUUGUCUCGUCAGUCCCGGUGGAAACCUGCCCAGCUAAUGAGCCUCUGGAAGAUCAUUGCUCAUACGUGCUUGACUGGUAAACAAUUUGCCGAUCGUGUCUGUGCUGAGCAUCUGCUAGGCCAGCGCCAGAGCUGGAUAACGCUUCUCCCUGCGCUGCCGGGAGCAGGGAGCUCCGCACGUGCGGAGGCGGCCCCGGUGGCGCGGCCGUCCCGGUAGCCCGGCGCCAUGGGGCGGAAGCUGGACCCCGCCAGGAAGGAGAAGCGCGGCCCCGGGCGCAAGGCCCGUAAGCAGCGGGGGGCCGAGGUGGAGCUGGCCCGCUUUCUGCCGCCAGAACCGGAGACCGGUAGGAAGAAGCUUUCCAGUCACGGGAGGAAGAGGGCUGCGAAGAGGCGGCUGGGAGCGGGGAGGAGGCUGCUCGGAGGAGGAGGAGGAGGAGGAGGAAGAGCAGGAGGAGGAGGAGGAGGAGGAGGGCCAGGAGGGCCGGAGCCGGCAGAUAAAGAGCAGGUAUCCUCACAGAAGGAGAAACAUGCCCUCAAGGCAGCAGGACAACCCCCCCGUGGCCGGUCUGGCUUCAGUGAUGACAAUUCAAAAUUGCUGGCUCCGGCCAAAGCCAAGAAAAUCCGCUCUAAAGGAAACAACGUGGAGUUAUCUAGUGAUGGUGAGGUGGAAGAGGGCAGCUGGGAGAUGGAGGAGGAGGAGGAGGAUGGGAGCAGCGACGAGAUGGUGGAUGAUUAUGGUGCCUCAUCAUCAGAGGAAGAAGAGUUGCUGCCUAUUGAAAAAGCUGCCCUGAAGCAGAAGUCUGACAGGGGAGGCCUCAGUGAAGAUGACAGUGAAGAGGAGGAGGAGGAGGAAGAGGAGGCAGCAGUAGAGGAGGCAAGCAGGCAGAAAAUGGGACAGAAGGAGGAAGAGAGCACAGAUCUGCAGCUCAACCUGGAUAUAGACGAACAAUUUAAACUGCCAACUGAUGAACAGAUUGAGAGAGAGGCUGCUGAGCCGCCUGACCUGCACAUCAUUCACCAGCGCAUCAAGGGCAACAUGGAGGUGCUGCAGGACUUUGUGGUGAAGCGGGAGGAAGGACGCACGCGACAGGAGUACCUCGCGUUGUUGCGCCGGGACAUGGCUGCCUACUAUUCCUACAGUGACUUCUUGCUCAUGAAGCUCAUGGACAUCUUCCCGCUCCCUGAGCUGAUAAACUUUCUGGAAGCCAAUGAGGUUCCCCGCCCUGUGACCAUUCGCACCAACACACUGAAGACGCGGCGACGGGACCUGGCGCAGGCUCUAAUCAACCGUGGCGUGAAUCUCGACCCCUUGGGGAAGUGGUCAAAAACGGGACUUGUUAUUUAUGACUCCUCUGUGCCCAUCGGUGCCACCCCUGAGUACCUGGCUGGGCACUACAUGCUGCAAGGAGCCUCCAGUCUCCUCCCUGUCAUGGCUCUGGCUCCGCAGGAAAACGAACGCAUCCUGGAUAUGUGUUGUGCCCCGGGAGGAAAGACCAGCUACAUAGCUCAGCUUAUGAAGAACACAGGUAUGAUCUUGGCCAACGACAGCAAUGCUGAGCGGCUACGUAGCGUGGUAGGGAACUUGCAUCGGCUGGGAGUCACCAAUGCUGUAGUGAGUAACUGCGAUGGACGCCAGUUCCCCAAGGUGCUUGGAGGGUUUGACCGUGUCUUGCUUGAUGCUCCUUGUAGUGGAACAGGUGUCAUUUCCAAGGAUCCUGCUGUCAAAACCAACAAGGAUGAGAAAGACAUCCUGCGCUGUGCUCACCUGCAGAAGGAGCUGAUUCUUAGCGCUAUUGAUUCGGUCAAUGCUGCCUCAGAGACGGGGGGCUACAUUGUCUACUGCACUUGCUCCAUCAUGGUGGAGGAGAACGAGUGGGUUGUGGAUUAUGCCCUGAAGAAACGCAACGUUCGUUUGGUGGCCACAGGCCUGGACUUUGGCAAGGAAGGCUUCACCAGGUUCAAGGACCGUCGCUUCCACCCCUCCCUCAAGUCUACGCGGCGUUUCUAUCCCCACACGCACAAUAUGGAUGGGUUCUUCAUUGCCAAGUUCAAGAAAUUCUCUAAUGCCAUCCCCCAGGCACAAAAAGAUGAAGAACCUGCUGUGAAAGCAGCAACUCCGUCUGCUGUCCCUGAUACCACCGUCAGGGAGCCUCAGACAAAAAAGAGGAAACUUGAGGGAUCAAAAGUUGACAAAGAGCAGAAGCCGCCACAGCCUGCUUUGAAGAAGAGACGUUCAUUGCAGGCACAGAGGAGACCAUUGAAGGCUGGCCGUCCUUCUCCCAAAAUGAUGCGUCCUCAAGUCCCUACCAAGAAGAAGCAUAGAGUGAAGCUGAACGGACAGUGAGAGGAACUGCUUUUCCGGGUGUUGGUCCCCUCGGAGAGCAAAGGCAGGAGGCUGCUGCAGCUAUGCAUCUACCACCUUGUCUUUCCUGCUCUGUGCGGAUAAUCUCUGCAGCACUGAGCGCCUGGGACAGCUAUAGCCCCAUUUGCUCCUUUCCUUCUGCAUCAAGGACUGACGCACAGACCCAUUAAAAGUUUUAUACUCUC